AAGAUAUAUUGUUUGUUUUUUUUUCAUAUUCAAUAUUUUAUUUGCACAUAUAUAUUUCUUCCCUUUCAUAGUAGUGAGAGAGGACUCCUCGUCUCCGCUGAUUCCAUUUCGCAUCGUCACCGAUUCUUCGCGAGUUCUCAGUCUAUCAUUUGUUGUAGAAGGAUGGCUAGUGGGUUUGGGGAAUCUACGAGCAGAGAUCCCCCAAACCCAUCUUUCUCGAGUAAUGCCAGUAGCAAUGAUCUCGCCGGUAGUUUCGAAUGCAACAUCUGCUUCGAAUUGGCCCAGGAUCCCAUAGUAACACUAUGUGGCCACCUCUUCUGCUGGCCCUGCCUCUAUGAAUGGCUCCACGUCCACGCCCACUCUCCCGAAUGCCCUGUUUGUAAAGCCAUUGUUGAAGAGGACAAAUUAGUCCCUCUUUACGGUCGGGGAAAGACAACCACCGACCCGCGAUCCAAAACAAUGCCAGGUGUGCAGAUCCCAAACCGCCCAACGGGGCAGAGGCCAGCCACCGCUCCUCAAACUGACCCUAACCAUUAUGCAAACCCAAACCCGUGGUUUGUGGGUGGGGCCCCGGUGGCCAAUGGGAGGUGGGGGAACUACACUUUCUCGGCCGCUAUUGGUGGAUUGUUCCCUUUACUUAGCUUCCAAGUUCAUGGAUUUCCGGAUGCGGCAGCAUAUGGACCUGGUGCGGGAUUUCCCCAUGGGUAUGGUCAUUCAUUUCAUGGAUGGCAUGGUCAUGGGUUCCCGCGACAUGUGCAUCAUGGGCAGCAGGCGGAUGUCUAUCUCAAGGUGCUGUUGAUUCUGGUCGGCGUUCUUGUAGUUGCUAGCCUUGUUGCAUUUUAAAUUGGAGUGUUGCUUUAUAGCUGUGCAAUAAUGUCCUUAUUUAGGCUCUAAAUGCAUAAGUGUGCUUCCUUAUUUGUCUUUGCCAAUGCAAUUCACACCUGUGUGGAAUUGUUUAUUAUUUGUACGUAUCUUGACAAACCAGAGAUGGUUUGCUGUUAUAGAGUUGGUUUUACUAUUAUACUACUUGCAAUAAACAGUAUGCUAUUUCUUUA
Messenger RNA from Ananas comosus (pineapple), 1055 nucleotides. RefSeq names its product E3 ubiquitin-protein ligase RNF5-like. Gene Ontology annotation, cellular component: endoplasmic reticulum. The coding region runs from base 163 to 843 and encodes 226 amino acids. The transcript is spliced from 2 exons. NCBI's taxonomy places the organism in Eukaryota, Viridiplantae, Streptophyta, Magnoliopsida, Poales, Bromeliaceae. Gene Ontology annotation, biological process: ubiquitin-dependent protein catabolic process. The record is from RefSeq and is a predicted model, not a curated record. Gene Ontology annotation, molecular function: ubiquitin-like protein conjugating enzyme binding; ubiquitin protein ligase activity.